AUGACUUUCAUUAACCAUUUGCGACACAAAUUCGAGACUACCCCUCCGGAGACCGCAGACGUCGAUUGCACUUCAGGCCAGACUUCUCCUCCAGCGGAGAAAAGCCAUGUCGACUCCAAGGCACCUGGUGAUCCUGAGGUCGCAGAGCGUUCAGAUACCGGAGUAUCUGACAGUGAUAAGCUUCCAAGUGAAGAUGUUCAAGAUGGAGUACGGCAGGUUGAGGCCUUGACAUUGGUCUGGACCAAGACGUCGCUGGGAGCAGCGUACAUUCUUAUGUUUCUCCUCUAUUUCGUCAAUGGGUUUCAGUCUUCCAUCACUGGCAAUCUUUCGGCCUACAUCACGAGCGACUUCGAAUCGCAUUCGCUUCUGCCUGUCAUCUCGAUCGUAACAUCUGUGAUGGGUGCGGCAACAUAUAUGCCAUUGGCCAAAAUCCUCAAUCUGUGGGAUCGAUCUAUCGGCUUCACGAUCAUGGCAUGCUUUGCUACUCUCGGACUGAUUCUGAGCGCAACAUGCACCGGCAUUGAGACAUACUGUGCAGCACAGGUCUUCUACACGAUCGGGUUCACCGGCAUGACUUUCUCGAUCGAUGUCAUUACGGCAGACACUUCAUCUUUACGCGAUCGAGGUCUAGCCUACGCAUUCACUUCUUCGCCUUACAUCAUUGUGGCUUUUGCUGGACCAGCCGCAUCCGAGAAGUUCUACCAGACCAAUUGGCGAUGGGGUUAUGGCUGUUUUGCCAUCGUUCUCCCUGUUGUCGCCAUACCAUACAUUGCGCUUCUGAGAUAUAAUCGCCACUUGGCGAAGAAGCGAGGCCUGCUCAUCGAGAAAGAGAGCAGCGGAAGAUCUUUUGGCCAGAGUGUUUGGUAUUACAUCGUGCAGUUUGACCUCGUUGGCACGUUCCUCCUGGCAGCAGGUCUCGUUCUUUUCUUGCUUCCGUUCAAUAUUGCAGAAUCUGCCGAAAGUGGCUGGAAGCAAGGCUAUAUCAUUGCCAUGCUGGUCCUCGGAAUUGUCUGUCUCGUUGCUUUCGCUCUGGCAGAGCGAUUUAUCGCCCCGGUGCCGUUCCUCCCAUGGAACAUUCUGAUCUCACGGACUGUCCUGGGAGCCUGCCUGGUUGACGCAAUGUACCAGAUCUCCUACUACUGCUGGAAUGACUACUACACUUCCUACCUCCAGGUCGUAUUUGGAACCAGUAUACAAGUAGCGGGAUACAUCAGCAGCAUCUUCGAUGUGGUAUCCGGAAUCUGGCUGUUUGUUGUCGGCUUUGCGAUAAUGAAGACAGGCCGUUAUCGCUGGCUGCUCUACAUUGCAGUUCCAGUGUACAUCCUGUUUGAAGGGCUGAUGAUCUACUUCCGACAACCAGGAUGGAACCUUGGCUACCAAAUCAUGUGCCAGGUCUUCAUUGCCUUUGCUGGCGGUACCAUGAUCAUUGUCCAGCAGGUCGCGGUCCAAGCUGUUGCUGAUCACAACAAUGUCGCUACAGCCCUUGCUGUUCUCAAUGUCUUUGGGAACAUUGGUAGUGCCGUCGGAAGCAGUGUCAGUGGAGGCAUUUGGACUCAUACUCUGCCUGGAGCUCUGCAGAGGCUGCUGCCCGAUUCCACCAAAUCUGAUUGGGAGACAAUAUACGACUCUUUGGACGUCCAGCUGAGCUAUGCCAGAGGCACGCCAAUCCGACAUGCGAUAAGCAUGGCAUAUGCUGUUGCACAGAGCAGAAUGUUGAUUGCUGGAACCUGCAUCAUGGGUUUGUCGUUGGUAUGGAUGUUCGUGAUGCGGGAUAUCAAGUUGAGCAAGACACAGACCAAGGGUGUCCUGUUCUAA
Messenger RNA from Zasmidium cellare ATCC 36951, 1815 nucleotides. RefSeq lists its product as uncharacterized. The record is from RefSeq and is a predicted model, not a curated record. The coding region runs from base 1 to 1815 and encodes 604 amino acids. The transcript is spliced from 4 exons. NCBI's taxonomy places the organism in Eukaryota, Fungi, Ascomycota, Dothideomycetes, Mycosphaerellales, Mycosphaerellaceae. Gene Ontology annotation, molecular function: transmembrane transporter activity. Gene Ontology annotation, biological process: transmembrane transport.